AUGGGGACCUCGUCACCUCCAUUCCUUUAUGAUCGCCCGGGUAAUUACAGUUUCAAGGGCCCGACCGAUCGCGGGUUCAACCCGAGGGCCGCAACCGAGGCAAGCUGGGCUCAACCAGUCGAAAAGCCCAAACAGAAAGGGCCCUUGGUGAAUUUCAACCGGCACCCCGAUACGUGGGGUUCUUUUAAUACGGCCACUUCAUUUACGCCGAUGAACCCAAGAACCAAGGAUCGGGUGAAAUAUGCACGGACAACUCAAUUGGCUCUCCGUGUGGUCACUCUUUUGGGCGCUCUAGGCUCUUUGUUCUGCGCGGUUGUUAUCAAAGGAGCCGCUGCGACUAUUAUUUGGAUCAUACGCGCCGGCCCAAUUGUCGCGAUCCUCCAUACAAUCUAUGGUAUUGUACACAAUUCUCGAUCUGUGAUCAACAGACCCGCCGGAUCCCAAGCCAGCUAUGGCGUGUUUGCAUCGACUCUUGACUUUGGACUCGUCCCCUUCUACGUCUUCACUGCAUACAUCGCGUAUGAAGAAUGGAUCAACAAUGCAUACAACUGGGGGACUCUUUUCAACAACAGUGAUAUUACACCUACACUGACCGAAGCUACGUUCAUUCUGGCCCUCGCAAAUGGUGCUUUUCACCUCGUGUCUCUCGCCAUCUCUAUCUUCUUGGCUGUAACGUUCCGCAAGAUCGGCCAACUGCCGCCUGACAUGAACCCCCUCGAGGAUAAUCUGACUGCACGCCCCCGUAAGAGUCGCAAGGACGCCGACGUGGAUGAAAAACACCUUAGCCAGUCGACUAUGAACUCUUCAUUCGAGGACCCGCUCAUUGGAUCUCCUCGGAGUGUGCCAUUCUUCCAUACACGCGACCAAUCUCUAGGCGACUCUAACCAUGGAUCAAUGACUAUGGCAGAGGAGCAACGGCAAUCCUACCCCCCAGUCCUUCAUCAUCGCCUCUCUCACUUGGAAUCCCCCACAGAACCCUCAAGUCCAGAAAUGCUUUUCCAUCACCCUGCCAGUCAGCCAUUUGACUUGACAUCGACAUCACCAACCCCCACUCCGGAGUACAGGAAGGUUGCCUCCCAUGCUCCAGAAAUUAUCAAUGCCACUGCUCAAAUGCGUCAUCUGUCAUCUCGCACUGCCGACCGAUCGGAUACCGUCAGCCCGUUGUCUGACAAUUGGGUCGCUUACUCGGAGCGAUCGUUGUCUCCGGAAGCGCAGAACAUGAAUGAAAACACUCUCCACCAGUCCUCCUCCGUUUACAGCCGCCAGACCGAAAAAACUUCGAAUUCGACCGGCAGCGGCAUUCGAGAUUGGUUUGCCUAUGGGUCCAAACCUACGCCCAGCAUUGGAAGUGCUAUUCCAGAGGAUGUUCGCGGAGAGUAUUCUUCGCUCGCCAUGCACGAGUACUACGGUAUUGAUGAUCGCGAUUACGAGCAAGAUGUUGGCGACCAGCGCAUGGAUAUUUUCCCUGACCCGGAGGAGCAUAACGAUGACUUUGCUGACAAUCGUGAUGACUCUAUUCCAUUCAACCCUCUUAUGCUUAAUCCACCGACCCCUCAGCCUAUUUUGACUGAGAUCUCCGAGAACACCGACCCUGUUCGACGUGUCGCCUUGAGCGACCAUCCCAAUCUUUCAUACAACGAAAACUCCCAACCCGUCUCCGUUCCACACGAGAGCCCUAAACUUUCUUCGCCCAAGACUCGCUUCUAUGGUGAGCUUGACGUAGAUGGAAAGCCAGGACUCGGUCUGGAUCGUGAGCCUAGUGUCCAGCUAGCCCGAAAGCCCACCAAGUUGACGAAGAAGCAAAGCAAGAAGAUGUCUGCCUACGCUGCCCUCAAGAAGGACGACAGCGGCGACGAAGCUGGAUACCUCUCUCCCAAGAUUCCUACUUCCCCUCGUGCUAUCGAGGGUGAUCGCAAGGGCCGCGUUGUGAGCAACACUGGUGCAGACACGGCCAGACCUGGUAUUGCCGCUGGCGUCGGGGCCUCUUUGUCCUCGUAUGGCAGCUACAUUGCCGGUUUGGGCGUUGGACGUCGCCGUGAUGUGAGCGGUAAAGUUGCCGAGGAAGGUCGCAGUGCACCACUUGUCGAAGAACCCGUCCCGAACUUGACCCCAGCACCCUCGCCGACUCGGGCAGCGGGAUGGGCUCGCUUUGCUGGACUCUAG
Penicillium olsonii is the source of this 2163-nucleotide messenger RNA. Lineage: Eukaryota; Fungi; Ascomycota; Eurotiomycetes; Eurotiales; Aspergillaceae. The record is from the annotation of a GenBank genome assembly.